GAGGUGCUCUCUUCACAGUCAUCUGACCAAUCCGGCUCUUCCUUUCUGACUGAAGCGUCUUCUCCUUUGAGGAAUUGCAGACUUGCCCCCCCCUUUCUGAUGAACAGUUUCGUGUUUCAGCGAAUGGUGAAAUAAAAUUAAAAAAAAAAAAUUCUACAAUCGAGAGCGCUUGAGGGAGACAUGCUGCCCAGCCUCCAGCCGGCAUGCGAAGCACGACAGCGGACUGACUAGGACCGACCGCGGUGCGCUUGAUCUCCGACAUGGACUUCGGCUGGGCACUCGUCGUCGGCUUGUUGGUCUCAUCAGCAUGCUUCUUCGAAAGUUGGGGUGCCGCGAUUCAGGUGGCAUUUCUGUGUACCUGGUGGUGGUUUGGGUUCACGGUUACCCCGAAGGACAGCCUAGCCGAAACAAGCACUCAGACGGACGCGGCGGUGGAGACGCUCGGCACGGAAACCGAGGGUGAAGAAAGCAUGACUUGCAUUGUUGAGACUGACUCUAGGAUCCAGGCUCUGUGCCCGCAGGCUGACUACCCAGUGGUGAAGACUGCUCUAAGGCAGGUAUUCCAGUGCGUGUACGCACAGUUCAUCCUGGCCUGGUAUGAUGCCCCCGAGGACGGCCAGCCCCUCUAUGAGGCUCUGCAGAGGGAGUUCGACCUGGCGGUGGAGUACAUCAUCGCCCGCGCCUGGAAGAUGGAAACAUGCGUUCUCUGCGUGGGCUCCCUCAGGAUCCUCACCCAGCACCUGAAGAACACCAAGCAGAAGGAGAGGAGGGUGCUGUUCCCGUCCCGCGCGGAGGAGCUGGCCGUUCUGAGGACGUUCGCCUCGGCGCUGGUCCGCAACCUGCUUCCUGCCCCGUUCUGGCGCCAGGAGUGCAUCCAGUGCGUCUUAAACGAAAUUGUGGCUUUGAAAGUACUGCAGAUGCUGGUCAGGUGGUUCUCAGCCCCUGACAACCUGAACCAGCUGGUGGUGAGCUGCCUGGACACUGUCCUGCCCCAGAGUGCUGCAGAGGAGAGGGCCAGCGCAGAGCCGGAGGAGUGUCCCGGACGGGAAGACCACAGGGGAGGAGAAACGGCAGAGAGUGCAGACAGCGCUCUGAACGAUCAGCCCAAUAAGAAGAAGAAAGGUCAGAAGAUUAAGGAGCACCUGUCUAAGGUCCUCCAGAAGCUGAAGCCCAAGGACAGGAAGAAGCGCAAGACGGUGGCGUGUGAGAAGCAGCGCGAUGGCUCUGACCACGCAGGGGGCCUGGAGCCCAGGUCACUAUUAAUCCAGACCAGCCAGUCUGCCGAAGACCUGGAGGAGCAGUCCACCGCCAGUCAGGACGACUCCUGUAGUGAAGGCACAGAGCUGGAGACUGACAGCAUGGACAGUUUCUCCGAGGACAUGAUGGAGUUCAAGCUGCCCUACGAAAUGUGGUGUGUUGGAUCCUGGAAGGUGACGGUUACUGAGGUCCUGGAGGAGAACCAGGAGCUGAUCUUCACCGUGCACCUGGAGGAGAAGGACAAUGCCGAUGCUCUGCAGUGGGACGUGAGGAAGUCCCUGAGAAACUUCCAGGCCCUUUAUCACAGUCUGCAGGAGACUCCUAACUUACCGUCAAUAUCGGAUGUUCUGGAAAGUAAGGAGCAGGCAGCGGAUGCUGAGGUUCGAGAGAAGAUGAGGGCGAAGCUCGAAGAGUUUUUACAGGAGCUGGUUUCGAAGAGCCCGCAGGGGUCGAGCCAGGAGGUCUUCCAGUUCCUGUGCCCCUUCGAGAAGCUGCUUCACUCGGGCGAGCCCCUGGGAGGGAUGUGGGACCUGCUGUGCAGCCUGGUGUCCUUCUUCACCCCACCACAGGAGGAGGAGGGUGGCAGUAGAGAUGGUAUUGAAUGCCCCAAUGGGGUGCCACAGUGCCUGGAUGGUGACAGCCCAGGUGUGGGCUUGGAAACGGACACUGGGAGCUCCGGAGACGUCCUUGGCUCCUGUCCUGCCAGCCUCCCCAGCGCCCACACCAAAGAGCCAGCAGACAGCAGCAGAAACAGAGACGCCCGAGCAGGUGAUGGGUCUGCCAGAGUCCCCUGGCCAGGCGGAGCUGGUGCAGCAGAAUCGAGCCACUCUAACCUGGAAUUCAGGGAACUCCGGCCCGACUGGCACCCUGGUCAAGCGGAUCUGCCAGAACCUUGUCCCCUCAGCAAACGGCUCUCCGUCUCAGCCGAUGCCCUGCAGCGCAGUUUUGGGGACGGCCCGACUGCCCCCUUCAAAAGUUUCAAGAUGAAAAAAGCCAGCCGGUUUCCGAGAGGGCCCGGGCGUGGCCCGGCCACCGGAGAACAGGCCCAGGAGAGCAAGGAGAGGAACGAGAAGAAGGGCCAGGAGCAGCAGCAGAACAAGACCAGCAACCUGGACAUCUCCGCUGCUGUCUGCGAUCUGCUCAAGGAGAUGGGGGGGAAUAUCUUUGUUAACCUGGCUCGUUUUGUUUGCAAACUGCCGGUGCUGAACUUGGAGAAGAACCUGGACGCUUACUUCAGGACCCUGAACCUCACGGAGGCCCGGCUGGCCUCCUACAUCGACACGCUGCGGGAGAAACAGUGGCCCGCGGGGCAGCCGGCCGGCCCCAGCCCCGGCCCCAGCCCGGCCCCGGAGAGGACCGCCGAGCAGAGGGCCGAGACCAAGCAGAAGGCACGGGAGCUGCUGCAGACCAAAGUGCCGUAUUUAAAAAAAGUCUUAAAUAAAAGCGACGUCGAUGCCAUACUUGAUAUCUUCCAAAACGAAGCAGAGAACAAGAAGCUGGUUUAUAUGUUGCUCUCGUUCCUGUUGAGGAAGCUGGUGCCCGAAGACCCUUCCCUGAAAGUGCCAGCCUUGUCCUGCCUGAGCAGCCCUCUGUGACCCCGAGCAGAACCGCCACAGGGGGGCGCUGAAGCAACUUCAAGAGCCGAGAGCCUGUAUAUUGAGACUAAGUACAUCUUGGAGCUCUGGUGUGACGUGCCAAACACAGUGUAGCUGGAAGGUUGUUAAACUCUUGAAAGGGUCCGAACAGGACGUAUUGGAAUGUCCUGCUUCUCCUGGGUUCAUCAACAUGCUUUUGUGUAGUCGUGCAGUUAAAUUUGCACAACCCGUUCAUCAUCUGUAUCGUACGCCACCGAAGGCAUCCACAGCCUGCGUGCUGUAAAACGUCCCUCUGCGUUUCCUCAGAUACGAGAAGAGAUGCGUUUUGUGUUAAAAAUCAGUUGUUUCACAUUCCUGCGGUGCCCAUCGAGUGAGCAUGUUUACAUGUUUAUAGUCUCCUUUUUUGUUACUUUCUGUAUCGACUCCUAUUAACCCAAAGUAAUAAAUUAAUAUGAGCCGUAAUGGGUGGAAAAGGCACAAUUAGAUUUUUUUUUCCCCCUCGUGGCAGGGUUGUUUCUUCCGUGACCACAUGGCCACUCUAGGUUUGAGAGGGCGUAAGUGCAAUUAAAAUGAUUUUUUUUAGCUCUGGUUCCAGUAAAGUGCUCUCUUGACAGUUUGCUUGCAGCAGGCUGUGGUCCCCUCAAAACAAGGAAUAUCUCACUGUGAAUUUCUCGUCUGUUACUCGUUGACUCUUUGAAACUCUGAUUCUGCUGUUUAGCACGGAUGCUGCUAUUAACACCAGACCUACUUAACUCUGUGUUCCUCCCAGAAUCCUCCUUCACCCUCUUCUGAACCAGCGGCAGGUUGGUCGGUUUAGCAGAUUCUGUACGCGGGUGAACUGCGAGACUUUAUUGUACAGUAUUUAAUUUUAAUUUGGGAGGAAUGGUGGUUUCUACUGUAAACGGACCAAGUUAGCCUAGAAAACGUACAUACAGUCAUUUUUAUAACUUUUAAAAAAUACUUCUGCUUCAGAGUAGUAUCGCACAGAAUUAUUUUUUGGAUGGUUAGAGUCAUUUUCUCCUAUUUUUAAUGGAAAGGGAUGGGGGCAGAUUCACUGAGUUUUAGCAAUCCUGAAUAUGUGAUCCGUAUUGAGUGUUUUGAACGUUACCAGUUGCUGAGGGCACUUUGUAUUUCUUGUGUUUAUCCAUAGGUAUUUCUUGGAUUAUGCUCGUUAAUCAUUUUUCAAUAAAUUACAUUUAUUUUAA
This is a messenger RNA of Lepisosteus oculatus (spotted gar), 4057 nucleotides long. RefSeq lists its product as uncharacterized. NCBI's taxonomy places the organism in Eukaryota, Metazoa, Chordata, Actinopteri, Semionotiformes, Lepisosteidae. Gene Ontology annotation, molecular function: phosphatidylinositol binding. Gene Ontology annotation, cellular component: endosome. The record is from RefSeq and is a predicted model, not a curated record.